Capsicum annuum is the source of this 997-nucleotide messenger RNA. Its product is annotated as calcium load-activated calcium channel. The transcript has a single exon. The record is from RefSeq and is a predicted model, not a curated record. Gene Ontology annotation, molecular function: calcium channel activity. Gene Ontology annotation, cellular component: cytoplasm; endoplasmic reticulum membrane. Gene Ontology annotation, biological process: endoplasmic reticulum calcium ion homeostasis. NCBI's taxonomy places the organism in Eukaryota, Viridiplantae, Streptophyta, Magnoliopsida, Solanales, Solanaceae. Bases 167 to 766 code for a protein of 199 amino acids.
GGAUAUUUGUGCUCAAUGAAAUUAUUAACAUUUGUAAAGGAGUAAAGCGACUCAAAUGAGGCGUGUAUACAUAGUUGAGAGACCGUGUAUACGUAUUUAGCCAUCCUUUUUUUAUCUUCAAAAAUCACCAUUACAACAAAUUUCACCUUUCUCUCGACACACACCAAUGGCAGCAACAACAACAACAUCAUCAUUUUUCUCCAACUUCAAAUACUCCGACAGUUUAACCCUCGUCGGAAUUUCAAUUUGCACCGCAAUAAUAUGCGAGGCAAUUUCAUAUUUGCUAAUCUAUCGCACAACUUCAUACAAACAACUCAAAUACUCCAUCGAUAAAGCUUCAAAAAAGCUCGAAACAAUGAAAACUGGUGAACCAACACCAUCACUAACUACAAAGAAAUCGAAAACUAAGAAGAUCGAUCGGGUCGAAUCUUCGUUGAAAGAAUCAACCCGAGAUCUGUCGUUAUUCAAAUUCAAAUCAGGAUUCGUUGUUGCGUUUGUGCUAUUUAUGGUUUUCGGGUUUUUGAAUAGCUUAUUUGAAGGUAAAGUUGUUGCGAAAUUGCCGUUUGUGCCCUUUAGACUUGUACAAAAGAUGAGUCAUAGAGGUUUACCUGGUGAUGAUAUGACGGAUUGUUCAAUGGCGUUUUUGUACUUUCUUUGUUCGAUUAGUAUAAGGACGAAUUUGCAGAAGUUUUUAGGAUUUGCACCGCCACGUGGAUCUGCUGCUGGAGCUGGGUUGUUUCCAAUGCCGGAUACGAAGAGUAAUUGAUUGCAGCGCGGUGUAUUAAAGCUCCGGGGAAUUGAGAGAUCCAGCUGAAUUGGGUAUUAUUUAGAGUAAUAAUGUUUUUUUUUUUUUUUUUUUUUUUUUGCUUACAGAUUUGAACUUUGAGGUAAUUAUAAGGUUUCGUGUUGUUAGUUGAUCGAUUUUGAAUAAGAAGUUUGGUUUAAUUGGAGUUGUAACUGAAUCACGCUGGAUUAAUUUUACUUGAUGUUUAGAUUA